Danio rerio (zebrafish) is the source of this 2320-nucleotide messenger RNA. The record is from RefSeq and is a predicted model, not a curated record. NCBI's taxonomy places the organism in Eukaryota, Metazoa, Chordata, Actinopteri, Cypriniformes, Danionidae.
CCGUACGACAGAAUUUCGCAAGCUCAAACUCUAGUGUGUUGAAGCAGGGUUGGAACUAAACUCUGCAGGGUUUGACACCCCUGCUCUAAACUACAGUAUACCCUUAAGCCUCAUAAUGUGAUGAGUCACACCCCCACACAUACCUCAUUGGUCCAGCACCAUUAAUUAGGCGGGAUCACCAAAUGGCCCAGUGACAGGAGUACACGAUAAAUCUCUGAGAAAUAGAUUUCCAGUACCUUGUUGAAUCUCUUCCAUGAAGGAUUAAGGCAGUUCUGAAGGCAAAAGGGGGUUCAACCCGGAACAAGUAAAGGUGUACCUAAUAAAGUGGCAGGGAACUUUUAUUUUGGAAUGGCCAUCUGAUGUCAUCAGGCUGCGCCGUUCCUGCAUCUGACGGGGUUCACUUGAAGAGAGAGACAGACAGAAAAACUCCUGCUGAAGAUGGCGUUUAUUAAAGAGGAGAGUGAAGACCUGAAGAUUGAAGAAACAUUCAGAGUCAAACAUGAAGAUGCUGAGCAACUAACAGAUCUUUUGCCUUGGAAAGAGGAGAUUCCAGAACUGAAUGAUGUCAAGGAAGAGAAAGAUCUGGAUGAAGAAGGACAUUUGAUAUCUGGUGUAAAAACUUCAGAAAAUAGUGCUCAACAGACUGGACCUGUAAGUUGUUUCACCUGCAAAGAGUGUGGGAAAAGUCUGACUACGAAAAGAACGCUUAAUGACCACAUGCGGAUUCACACCGGAGAGAAGCCUUGUCAAUGUAAACAGUGUGGAAAUCGCUACAUUGAUAAAAGCACCCUUAGAAGGCACAUGAUAACGCACACCGGAGAGAGACCUUUCACAUGUCAACAGUGUGGAAAAGGUUUUACUAGAAAGAGCAACCUAGAGGUUCACACGAGAAUUCACACCGGGCAGAAGGCUUUUACAUGUCAACAGUGUGGACAUGGAUUCACUAGAAAAAGUAACCUAGAGGUUCACACGAGAAUUCACACAGGAGAGAAACCCUUCAUAUGUCCCCAGUGCGGGAAUUGCUUCUCUAGAAAAAUGCUCCUUGAAGUUCACAUGAGAAUUCACACUGGGAAGAAGCCGUACGCAUGUCAACACUGUGGUAAUAGUUUCACUAGAAAACAAAGCCUUGAUGUUCACAUGAGAACUCACAAUGAGGAGAGACCUCACAUCUGCCAAGAGUGUGGAGUAAGCUUUAUUUACAAGAACAGUCUUGAAGAGCACAUGAGAAAUCACACUGGGGAGAAACCUUUCACUUGCCAACAUUGCGGAAAUGGGUUUACAAGAAAAAGAAACCUUGAAGACCACAUGAGAAUUCACAACGAGGAGAGACCUCACAUCUGCCAAGAGUGUGGAGUAAGCUUUAUUUACAAGAACAGUCUUACAGAGCACAUGACAACUCACACUGGGGAGAAACCUUUCACCUGCCAACAGUGCGGAAACGGGUUUACUAGAAAAAGAAACCUUAAAGAUCACAUGAUUACUCACACUGGUGAGAAACCCUUCACGUGUGAACAGUGUGGGAAAGGUUUUACUAAAAAAAGUAACCUUAAGGUUCACAUGAGGGUUCACACUGAAGAGAGGCCUUACACAUGUGAACAGUGUGGGAAAAGCUUUACACUUAAAGACAACUUGGAAAGCCACAGGAGAAUUCAUAUGGCUGGGAAGUCUCACACUGCUUACACCUCAAUCAUUUGAUCCUCAUUCAGAUCUGCAGAAACACACUCAUGAAGGAGGAUAUUGAAGAAUGGCAUAUGAGAGUUGAUGCAAAGAUUUGUUGGAAUGAGAUUCCAGAUCCCAACAGUGUAGAAAUAGUUUCACUGGGAAAGGCAGCCUUAAUAGACACAUAAAGAUUCACAGUGAAGAGAAGCCGUACACCUGUAGCGAGUGCGGAAAGAUAUUCAACGUAAAAGGCAGCCUCAAACUUCAUGUUAAGAGACAUUGUAAAGGGUUUCGGUUCUAAUAUAGUCCUGGUGGCCAUUUUGAUUUGUUUUUAAUUUUUGCAAUUUAACCACUUCAUUUAAGAUUUAAAGGGGUGGUCCACUAUGACAUCAUAUUUGAAACUUAAGUUGAUGUGUGAUGUAGCUGUGUGAACAUAAACUACAUCUCUGAGUGUAAGAUGCUCAAAGUUCAAUGCAAAGGGAGACCUUGGCUUUUACAGCUCUAGCUUAACAAAGCUUACAGCAAACAAAGUUUGGGGACUACAAACUCAGCUAAUGAUUGGUUAUAAAACUUGUUUUACAUGCUGUCUCGGGAGAGAGUCCUGAGCUCAUAAGAUCCUCCAGCCCAGGGCUCCCUCCUGUUGCUCAGGUAGAACUCGAAA